Molecule: messenger RNA, 2380 nt
Organism: Sinocyclocheilus grahami
Lineage: Eukaryota; Metazoa; Chordata; Actinopteri; Cypriniformes; Cyprinidae
Product: putative ATP-dependent RNA helicase an3
Exons: 17
Coding region: 299-2380 (693 amino acids)
Molecular function (GO): nucleic acid binding; RNA helicase activity; ATP binding
Source: RefSeq, a predicted model, not a curated record
AAUAAAAUGACGCGGCUUCCGCUGCGCUCUUAUUUCAGCCUCAGCUUGAGAAAGACGCGCAGCUCGAGUUCCGAGUAUCGUCGACGCGGAGUCUAAUUCAGACGCUCUGAAGAUUAUUAAAACCCCGACGUUUCCUUUUAAAGCGACGUUUGCGUUUCCGUGUUUCUCUCCUUUGUUCAAAGUUUCAGGUUCCAGCGGCCGGCGUCGACGGGACUCACAGGCAGCGGAGCGCGAGCGACACACCGGCGAACAAAGAAACCCGUCUGCGCGAGAGAUCCGCCUUCUGCAGCCCACAGCGAUGAGUCAUGUGUCCGGCGACGGUGUGCACGGGCUGGACCAGCAGCUCGCUGCUCUAGACUUGAGCUCCGCAGAUGUUCAAGGAGUCCCUGGAAGGCGUUACAUUCCACCUCAUUUAAGGAACAAAGAAGCUUCCAAAAAUGAUUCUCCCGGAGGAUGGGAUAACGGACGCAGCAAUGGCUUCGUGAACGGCUGCCAUGAUGGCCGAGACAACCGCAUGAAUGGGGGCAACAGUUUCGGUGGCCGCGGCUCCAUGCGCAACGACCGCGGAGGAAGAGGAGGCUUCAGAGGUAACACCAGCGGCUCCUACAACCCCAUCCAGCCAAUGCAGAGCGCAGGAUUUGGUUAUGAAAACAAAGAUGCCAGUGGCUGGAAUGCCCCAAAAGACACUGCCUACAACAGCUUUGGCGGCCGCUCUGACCGGGGCAAAUCAUCUUUCUUCAAUGACCGCGGGUCUUCAUCCAGGGGGCGGUAUGAGCGUGGAGGUUUUGGCGGCGGUGGGAACAGCCGAUGGGGGGAGGACUCCAGAGACGAUGAAGACUGGUCCAAACCGUUGCCUCCCAAUGAGCGUGUGGAACAUGAGCUCUUCUCUGGAAGCAACACAGGGAUUAACUUUGAGAAAUAUGAUGACAUUCCUGUUGAAGCCACAGGCCAGAACUGUCCACCACAUAUUGAGAGUUUCCAUGAUGUAGAUAUGGGAGAGAUCAUUAUGGGAAAUAUAGCCCUGACCCGCUACACACGGCCCACUCCUGUCCAGAAGCACGCUAUUCCCAUCAUCAAGACUAAGAGGGACCUGAUGGCGUGCGCACAGACGGGUUCUGGUAAGACUGCAGCCUUCCUGCUGCCGGUCCUGAGCCAGAUAUACACUGAAGGACCGGGAGAGGCGCUGCAGGCGGUGAAGAACAGUGCACAGCUGGCGCUCCAGAUCUACGAUGAGGCCAGGAAGUUUGCGUACCGCUCUCAUGUGCGGCCCUGUGUGGUGUAUGGAGGCGCUGAUAUCGGUCAGCAGAUUCGUGAUCUGGAGAGAGGCUGCCAUCUGCUGGUGGCCACUCCUGGGCGUCUGGUGGACAUGAUGGAGAGGGGCAAGAUCGGCCUGGACUACUGCAAUUAUCUGGUGCUGGAUGAAGCAGAUCGGAUGUUGGACAUGGGCUUCGAGCCACAGAUUCGUCGUAUCGUCGAGCAGGACACCAUGCCGCCCAAAGGGCUUCGUCAGACCAUGAUGUUCAGUGCCACCUUCCCCAAGGAGAUCCAGAUCUUGGCUCGUGACUUCCUGGAGGAAUAUAUCUUCUUGGCUGUGGGCAGGGUUGGUUCCACCUCUGAGAAUAUCACCCAGAAGGUGGUGUGGGUUGAAGAAAAUGACAAGAGGUCCUUCCUGCUCGACUUGCUCAAUGCCACAGGUAAAGAAUCUUUGACCUUGGUGUUUGUUGAGACCAAGAAGGGAGCGGAUGCUCUGGAGGACUUCCUGUAUCGUGAGGGCUACGCCUGCACCAGUAUCCACGGCGACCGUUCCCAGAGAGACCGCGAGGAAGCGCUCCAUCAGUUCCGUUCAGGGAGAUGCCCCAUCUUAGUAGCCACGGCUGUGGCUGCUCGUGGUCUGGACAUCUCCAAUGUGAAACACGUCAUUAACUUUGACCUGCCUAGUGACAUCGAGGAGUACGUCCACCGCAUCGGGCGAACCGGUCGUGUGGGAAACCUUGGUCUUGCCACAUCAUUCUUCAAUGAUAAGAAUAGCAACAUCACCAAGGAUCUGCUGGACAUCGUGGUGGAGGCCAAACAGGAAGUCCCCUCCUGGCUGGAGAGCCUGGCCUAUGAGCACCAGCACAAGAGCAGCAGCCGCGGGCGCUCCAAGAGGUUUUCUGGUGGUUUUGGUGCCAGAGACUACCGUCAGACCAGCAGCAGCACCAGCGGCGGAGGCUUCGGGAGUCGCGGCGGCCGUAACACCGGCGGUCACGGAGGAAACCGUGGAUUUGGCGGGGGUAAGGGUCGGUUUCGCUCAGGAACAAUGCCCUCAUUGGGGGAAGAGUCUCUGGUGGCUUUUCUUGAUUGGCUGCUUUGGAAGAUAUUUUCCUGUUUAGCUGCAUGA